Micropterus dolomieu (smallmouth bass) is the source of this 1590-nucleotide messenger RNA. RefSeq names its product cholinergic receptor, nicotinic, alpha 7a (neuronal) (gene chrna7a). Gene Ontology annotation, biological process: chemical synaptic transmission; nervous system process; signal transduction. Gene Ontology annotation, molecular function: transmembrane signaling receptor activity; acetylcholine-gated monoatomic cation-selective channel activity. The record is from RefSeq and is a predicted model, not a curated record. NCBI's taxonomy places the organism in Eukaryota, Metazoa, Chordata, Actinopteri, Centrarchiformes, Centrarchidae. The transcript has 10 exons. Gene Ontology annotation, cellular component: postsynaptic membrane; synapse; neuron projection. Bases 24 to 1556 code for a protein of 510 amino acids.
UCUCACUCCUCGCUCGGUUCAACAUGGACUUGGUGAAUUUUCUGCUUUUUCUAGCAGUUACCGCCUUCACGGUGAAAGUUUCUCUUCAAGGGAAACACCAGCGCAGACUGUACAGAGACCUGAUGACUGAUUACAACCCGCUGGAGAGACCAGUCGUGAAUGACUCUCAGACUCUCACUGUUCGCUUUGGCUUAACCCUCAUACAGAUCAUGGAUGUGGAUGAGAAGAACCAGGUUUUAACAACCAACAUUUGGCUACAACUGUUAUGGAAUGAUUAUUAUCUCCAGUGGAAUACAUCUGAGUAUCCAGGUGUGACCAAUGUGAGAUUUCCUGACCAUCUCAUUUGGAAGCCAGACAUUCUGCUGUAUAACAGUGCAGAUGAAAGAUUUGAUGCUACUUUCCACACCAACAUUUUGGUCAACUCCUCAGGCUACUGUGUCUACUUACCUCCAGGGAUCUUCAAGAGCACCUGCCACAUCGAUGUGCGCUGGUUCCCCUUUGAUGUCCAGAGAUGUGACCUCAAGUUUGGUUCCUGGACAUACGGGGGCUGGUCUCUGGAUUUAAAGAUGCUGGAGGCAGAUAUCACCGGCUACAUCGCCAAUGGAGAGUGGGAUCUUGUCGAGGUUCCAGGACGGAAGAAAGAGCAUUUCUACGACUGCUGCGAGGAACCGUACCCUGACGUCACUUUCACUGUGGUUAUGCGGAGACGGACCCUCUACUAUGGCCUCAAUCUGCUCAUCCCAUGUGUCCUGAUCUCCACUCUGGCCCUGCUUGUCUUCCUUUUGCCUGCUGACUCUGGGGAGAAGAUCUCACUGGGCAUCACAGUCCUGCUCUCCCUGACUGUCUUUAUGCUGCUAGUUGCAGAGAUUAUGCCCGCCACAUCAGACUCGGUGCCUUUAAUAGCUGAGUACUUUGCCACUACCAUGGUCAUUGUUGGUCUCUCAGUAAUUGCUACAGUUCUGGUCUUACAGUAUCACCACCAUGACCCUGAUGGAGGCAAGAUGCCGAAGUGGACCCGUGUGAUCCUGCUGAACUGGUGCGCCUGGUUUCUGCGCAUGAAGCGCCCAGGUGAGGCGCGAGUGCGUUCAGCCUGUCACAACAAGGCUCCACGGAGCAGCCUGACCAGCAUGGAACUCAAUGCUAGCGCCUCAGCCUCCCAAUCCACCAACGGCAACAUGCUUUAUGUUGGCAUCCGUGGCCUGGAGAGCCUCCACUACUCCACAGCUGCCACCUCACCUGACUCUGGGGUCCUCUGUGGACGCCUGAUCGGACGAGCAGGUGAGGAUGAGAUGCUCCUCCCCACAGGUCACAGCUCCUCAGUAGGCAGUGUAGAACCAGAGCUGGCCAAGAUCCUGGAGGAGGUGCGAUAUAUUGCCAAACGUUUCCGUGACCAAGAUGAGGAUGAGUUAGUGUGCAACGAGUGGAAGUUUGCUGCGUCUGUUAUCGACAGGCUUUGUCUCAUGGCUUUCUCUCUCUUCACUGUCCUCUGCACCAUUGGGAUCCUUAUGUCAGCACCCAACUUUGUAGAGGCCAUUUCCAAAGACUUUUUCACUUGAGGACUGUAUGAGGAAAUAAAUGCUUCAACAAAAA